Molecule: messenger RNA, 1896 nt
Organism: Pelmatolapia mariae (spotted tilapia)
Lineage: Eukaryota; Metazoa; Chordata; Actinopteri; Cichliformes; Cichlidae
Product: sodium-dependent neutral amino acid transporter B(0)AT1-like
Exons: 12
Coding region: 1-1896 (631 amino acids)
Biological process (GO): sodium ion transmembrane transport
Cellular component (GO): plasma membrane
Source: RefSeq, a predicted model, not a curated record
AUGAGACUGGUACUUCCUAACCCAGGACUGGAUCUCAGAAUCCCCAGGCAUGAAGAUCUGGAGAGGAUGGAAAAACAGGAGGCUGCAGACAGACCCAAGUGGGACAACAAAGCUCAGUAUAUACUCACCUGUGUGGGGUUCUGUAUCGGUCUGGGUAAUGUUUGGAGAUUCCCUUACUUAUGUCAGAGUCAUGGAGGAGGUGCAUUUUUGAUUCCUUACCUAAUUCUGCUGGUGCUAGAAGGAAUGCCUCUCUUACUGCUAGAGUUUGCUAUUGGGCAGCGCCUUAGAAAAGGCAGUGUGGGAGUGUGGCGGGCCAUCAGCCCAUAUCUGACAGGUGUUGGUAUUGGCUCCAUGUUAGUGUCCUUUAUGGUUGCCCUGUACUACAACACCUUAAUUGCCUGGAUCAUGUGGUAUUUCUUCAAUUCCUUUCAAGACCCAUUGCCUUGGACUAAUUGUCCUCUCAAUGAAAACAGGACAGGAUUUAUACCAGAAUGCCAGCAGAGCUCCACGGUGGACUACUACUUUUACAGAGUCACUCUGAAUGCUUCUAACUCAAUAGCAGACUCUGGAGGACUCCAGUGGCCCAUUAUAACAUGUCUGUUAGCUGCCUGGACAGUUGUUUGUAUCUGCUGCAUACGAGGGAUCAGUACUUCAGGCAAGGCAGUCUACAUCACAGCCAUCUUGCCGUACAUAGUGCUGGCCAUCUUCCUGAUCCGAGGACUGACUCUUAAAGGUGCCCUGAAUGGAAUAAAGUUCCUCUUCACACCAGAUGUGGAAGAGCUGAUGAAUCCAACUACUUGGUUGGAUGCAGGUGCACAGGUCUUUUAUGCUUUUGGCUUAGCAUGGGGAGGGCUGAUUUCCUUCUCAAGCUACAACCCUGUUCACAACAACUGUGUGCAAGACUCUGUGAUCCUGUCUGUGGUAACUGGCCUCACCUCAGUCUAUGCAGCCACGGUGACCUACUCCAUCAUUGGCUUCAGGGCCACUGAGAAAUAUGACACCUGUAUCAACGAAAACAUCAAGACGUUACUAAAUGGAUUUGAACUCCCUGAAGACAGCAUCACUGCCAGCAACUACAAUGCAGCCCUUCAUCAUCUGAACAGCUCCUAUCCGGAUACUGUUUUUGGACUGGACAUUAAAACUUGUGACAUGCAGAAACUCCUCAGUGAGGGAGUGGAGGGAACAGGUCUGGCCUUUAUUGUCUUCACAGAGGCCAUUACCAAGAUGCCGGGUUCCCCAGUCUGGUCUGUCCUGUUUUUUAUCAUGCUUCUCUGCCUCGGACUCUCAACACUUUUCGGAAACAUUGAAGGAGUCGUAGUCCCUUUGAAAGACUUGAAUUUAUUUCCCCAAAAAUGGCCCCAUGAAAUAUUGACUGGAGCAACAUGUUUUGUAUCCUUCAUCAUCUGCCUCCUGUUUGCACAGCCAUCAGGAAUUUAUUGGGUAACUCUCUUUGAUAACUUUGCUGGAUCUGUUCCACUGCUGACCAUUGGAUUGUUCGAAAUGAUAGCUGUUGUUUACAUCUAUGGCAUUGACAGGUUCAACGAGGACAUAAAGUUCAUGGUUGGGCGAAAGCCCUCUAUUUUCUGGCAGAUUACGUGGCGAUUUAUCAGUCCUCUGAUUGUCCUGGUUAUUUUGGUUUUCUACCUGGUGACUCAAGCCCAAAAGCAGCUCAACUAUCUAGUUUGGGACAUAAAUUCUGAGACAUUUCCAGCUUUGACAUCAAUACCCUACCCCUCAUGGAUCUAUGCUGUUAUCUUCCUCUUAGCAGGAGUCCCCAGCCUGGUAGUGCCUAUGUACGCGUUAUGUCGGCUUAUCUUUGUUUGCUACAAGAAGAAAAUGUCAUCCAGACUAAAAAUGAAUACAUCAGAGAACAAAGCAAAAUUCAGGAUUAUUUAA